AAUAAGCGGUCAAAUAAGUCGCGACGGAGAGCGCGGCGAGGACGCUUGCAGGAGCGGACGCGAUAAAGCGAAGUGCGCUGCGCGUGUUUCGUUUUGUCGGGGGCUAAGAGAGAAGAAUUGUCUUCAAGUAAAAACCGGAGUGAGCACUCCCCAUUUUAGUCAAGGCCAAGCGGAAGGGCAGACUGUUGGGCUCACCAGUGAAGCAAUCCCGCCAUGCGUGAAUACAAGCUAGUGGUUUUAGGCUCUGGAGGUGUGGGCAAGUCCGCUUUGACAGUUCAGUUUGUACAGGGAAUCUUUGUGGAAAAAUAUGACCCUACAAUAGAAGACUCGUACAGAAAGCAAGUGGAGGUAGACGGGCAGCAAUGUAUGCUUGAAAUUCUCGACACAGCCGGCACAGAACAGUUCACAGCAAUGAGGGACUUGUACAUGAAAAACGGCCAAGGCUUCGCUCUGGUAUACUCCAUCACAGCACAGUCUACCUUCAAUGACCUCCAAGACCUGAGAGAACAAAUUCUACGAGUAAAGGACACAGAGGAUGUGCCAAUGAUUCUUGUAGGGAACAAGUGCGACUUGGAAGACGAACGCGUUGUGGGGAAGGAACAGGGCCAGAACCUGGCCAGACAGUGGAACAACUGUGCCUUUUUAGAGUCCUCUGCUAAGUCAAAGAUCAACGUCCUUGAUUGUGAACCCUGA
Poecilia reticulata (guppy) is the source of this 693-nucleotide messenger RNA. Lineage: Eukaryota; Metazoa; Chordata; Actinopteri; Cyprinodontiformes; Poeciliidae. The record is from RefSeq and is a predicted model, not a curated record.